Molecule: messenger RNA, 1625 nt
Organism: Aplysia californica (California sea hare)
Lineage: Eukaryota; Metazoa; Mollusca; Gastropoda; Aplysiida; Aplysiidae
Product: 40-kDa huntingtin-associated protein
Exons: 12
Coding region: 332-1279 (315 amino acids)
Biological process (GO): vesicle cytoskeletal trafficking
Cellular component (GO): early endosome
Molecular function (GO): protein binding
Source: RefSeq, a predicted model, not a curated record
CCCAAGGAGAUUAAAAUUAGUUCUAAACUCCUUGACUUGCGACCACAGAAUUCUACACUUGUAGAAUUCUGUGCUUGCGACAAUAAUCAAGGGGGAUCCGCUCUUCCACAUUGAAAAUCACAUUCAUUCCAGGUCGGGUCUUGUCUUAUUGAGAGUAGGCCUAGGCUAGGCCGGAGUGAGGGAGGAUUCCUGAGUUCUCUCCCAUCCGCAAUAGGCUGGCCUAGCAGUCACCACAAGAUCUACAUUCUAAUAUUUUUAUUGUCAUUGCCUAGAGAACGGAUAAUCUCAAUUGAAAUUUUGAUUAGAAUCUAUUCUGUAAUUGCAUUCGGUUAUGGAGAAAGACAGUGAUGUUCUCACAAAAUACAAAGCAGUUACCAAUAAGCUGAAAAGGAGAUUUCUCAAAAAACCAAAUGUAGCAGAAGGAAGUGAGCAAUUUGCUAGUUUGUCCAAACAGCUGAGGAAUCAGGAGUGUCCACAGUACGCUGGCUUCUGUUGCCUUGCCCAGGCCAGGUGUGAGAACUCACUGGCCAACCCAUCGGGCGAGGCCCAGGCAUUGCUAGAUGCAGCACGUGCGUUCUUGGAGGCAGAACUGUCUGACAGAGAGCUCCGAGUUCCGGGAUUUCAGGAAGACCUGACGGCCUCCAUCAACUGCUACAGUCAUGCUAUCAGGGUACACAUAGAGAACAAGCAGAUUGCCCUGGCUGCUUCACUGUGCCUGGAGGUGGGCAAUGUUCUAAGGAAAGUAAGCAAACCUGGGGAGGCUAUUGUCCACUUUCAGCGUGCUGCGGAGCUACAGUCACAGAGUGCACUGGAUUGUCUUGAUGCUUUAAACAUGGUGGCCAAGUGCAAGAUGGAGUCGAGAGACUAUGAAGGAGCCUUGGCUGUUCUCACAGAAAUGGCAUAUCUGGCUCAUGAGAGAGGAGGUUCUUCCAGCACAGGUCAGCCAAUUGGUGCAUACUGUGAUGUCUUGGCCAAGUGUGAGAUCACUAGAGUGUUGCUGCUCUUGUUGUUACAGCCGACCCCACAGAGAAUCCGACCUGAGCAUGCACAGACGCUAGAGAAGUACACUUGGGAAUCAUGUGACAGCAUCACAGAAAUGUACCUGGGGGAGGACCUGUAUCUCCUGCUUCAGUCAGUAGUGAUGGCAUGCCAGUCACAUGACCUAGACUCUCUCCGGGCAUUACAGAAAGAUUUAUGGCCCUUGCUGGACUGUGAACAAAACCAGUUACUGCACUGUGUCAUUCAGGAGUUAGCUCACCCGAGUGGAGAAGGCAUUUGACUCUGUGGCACUGACACUGACACUGCCACGUUCUGGCAUGGAUUUGACGCUGUGAUGGCGAUAAAAUGUUCAUCUUACUUGAACGCAUUCCUCCUGCUCCGGGGACCAGCAAUUAUAAGAUGUAUGGAAGCCGUAUGCACCCUGUACAAAUGCUUUAUGGAAGUUGUGCCCGCCCUGUGCAAAAGCCUUUUCUACGUUGUACACGUCCUGUACUGUUCUGAAUUAUGGCCAUGGUGCAUGGCUUUUACUAGUACAUUACUGGUCGUAUUUGCUCAGAACCGUGCUCUGUACUGUCAAUGUUAUCAAUAUGGCUUGGAACAGUGCAAUAAAUAAAUGUUGAAGUGAA